AUGGGUGGCAUUGUGUCCUUAGCAGAGCCAGGAUCUGUGCAGCCCGAGCAGAGCAUGUUAUCAAGACCAAGAGCCACUCGACCUCGCAGACCUGACGAUGUGGCACCUGUCUACAAGAAAGCCACGAUAAAGGGCUCAGAAAGGCCUCCUCGAGAAUCGCACCGGAGAAACGACGCAGCUCCGGUCACCACAUACAUUCCGAGCGGCGUGUCCUCGCGUCGCAAGCCCGUUGAACCGAUCGUGGCGGGCAGGAAAGUGGAACAUCUGACAUUGAAGGAAAGACCUCCACAUAUAACAAGCCAAAUGAAGACGAAGCUUGCCAUUGCUAGAGCGGAGCAGGCGGUAUUAGCAACGAAGGAGGCAGCCAGAGCCAUGCCAAUUCCAAAGAAGUCAAGCAGGCGUCGAUUGAGCCCACCUUCAGACGGAUCUGUGACCAGCACAACAUCGCCAGUCAAUUCGGAGAAUUGGCCGUUGCCAAAAGCUUCACCCAAAGAUAGCGUCAUGCGAUUGUCCAGCGACACGCAGAAGAGUCAGCAGCAACACAAGCAGAUGACUAUAACAGAGCCGAAUCAGGAAGAGGAUGAUGCCAGCGUAAUGAUUCCAGCCACGAACAAAGCGUGGGACGCCAUUAUCGAGGAGCUCAACUCGGACAGCGAUGCAGAUAGCUUUACCACAGCAUCAGAUCCGGAGGGUGCAGAGCACGGAGAUAUCCAGAUUGGCCUGGUCACAAAUGAGCAGCCGAGCCAGAAUGACAACGAGGCUCUUCGCCCUCCGCCGCUCAGGACGACUCGCUACAAGACAGUAGCGGAGUCUACAAUCGACCCUUUGCCAGGGCCGCCAAUGGCAGUGAAGAAGCUGGGAGCUCCGGACACCGCUUCGCGAUGCGCGUCUCUUGUAACUCUCAACCACUCGCAUUCAGCCGGCCGUCUGUUCCAAGCAACGGGAGACGAUCGGAAGGUUCGCUUCGGAGAGCCAAAGGUGUUCAUCCACAUUACGGGCGAGCCUGCUCGAAUACCGAAAGUGCCCAGCAAAGACGAGUACAAAGCUCUUGUGGCUCGUGGGAUGCGCGAGUUCCAGGAGUACGCUGACAAACAGAAUCAACACUUGCCUGCGUUGCCAAAGAAGAGCUCGCCAGCCAAGUCUCCUCCCCCGAAGAAAUCGCAGGCCACAGAAAAGUCAGAGCCGCCGCCGAAAGCGCCAAUGCCAUCCAAGCCAGAGUCAAAGGCAACACCACACCGCCGUUUGAAGUCAGAGCCGCUGCUCAAAUGGAGUGCGCCGCCGCCGAAAGUGCCGAUUCCACCCAAGCCGGAGUCAAAGGUAGCACCACACCGCCAAUUGAAUUUAGAGCCGCUGCUCGAGUCGAGUGCCUCGCCGCCCAAGUCUGCAGAACAAAAAGACAUCAGCUUGAAGCAGAGCGUGAAGGGCGCAUUCGGUGCACUCAGAAAGCGUACGUCGAAAGCUCUGAGCUUCGACGGUACACCGGGGCCCAAGAGACGCAGCCUGGCGGUCCUGAUGCAGCCGCAGAGUGUGCGACAGUCGGUCGAAGACAUCUCAGCGCAAGUGGCGACUGGUCGAGGCAGGCCCCGGAGGAGAGAUAGUCGUCGGGAGGGUCGAGCAAAGCUUCAAAAGAGCCAAAGAAUGUCCAGUGGUGCAUCAAACAGCCCACGAACAUCUCGCUUCUUCAAGCGAUCGUCCGGCUCCGCCAGGAAUAGUGCUCUUCGCUUGAGCAUUCAUAAUCGGAUGCCAUCGCUGCCGCAGGUGGCAGAGCUUGAAGGUGAAGGUCCGUACUAUGAGCUUGCUGCAUUCGAUGCCGAUGGCAAUGUUCCAAGAGACCGCUCGCUGUCACCGAUCCGGGUCUGGAACAAUGGAGGUGCGACUUGGCUAGCUGCCAACAGGAUGAUGAACGAGACCAGUAGCACUCUUGCACUUGCUCCUGCGGUGGCUGUGAAUACGGUGAUCCGACGCCGGGACUGGGCUGCGGAGUAUAGGACGGCUAUCGCGGUGUGA
Molecule: messenger RNA, 2007 nt
Organism: Fulvia fulva
Lineage: Eukaryota; Fungi; Ascomycota; Dothideomycetes; Mycosphaerellales; Mycosphaerellaceae
Exons: 2
Coding region: 1-2007 (668 amino acids)
Source: RefSeq, a predicted model, not a curated record